CAAAGCUUACCAGGAAGAGCGAUAAAGCCGUGGAUAGCGACAGGGUGUUCAAGUUCAUUUUUGACAAAGAAUGUCAUGUGAUAUCGGCGGUGGUUCAAGCUUCAAUGCGAGACACUUCAUACAAAGUUCAGAUAUUUCUGGAAAAUGAAGAUGAUGAUACAGGAACAAUUAUAUUACCAACAUGUGAAUGCCUUUUGGGUCAGUUUCGCUGCCACCAUGUAGCUGCUGCACUUCUGUUUGGGUAACCAUUACUAAUCUAUUAUCAUACAAAUCUAUGCAUUGGAUUUUGUCGAAAGGGUCUGAAUGUGAGGCAAUGCCAACAUUACUUAUUGAGGACCAGCUUACAAGUGAAGAGUACAUGAAUGCCCAGUGCAAGUCUUCAUAUCUGAGGGAUAAGCUUGUUAUUUUUUCGGAAAAUGUCUUUAAGACCGCAUGGUUGACUACAGGUCAACGAGAGAAUUCGUUAUGGGCAGCUGUUCGCAAGUUACGAAUAACUGCAUCAAAGUUUGGGCGAGUUAUCGGUGCUAUCAGGAGAAAUCGGCUAACUUUAUCCUUGAAGAAAAGGUUACUCAGUGCUUACAAUCUUGAGAAGAGGCCCUCUAUUCAGUGGGGACUUACGCAUGAAAAGGUUGCAAUAGAUAGCUAUUGUAAGCUUUCAGAGGUGUCUGUAUUACAGACAGGUAUUUGGCUCCAUGAAUCAGGAGUUCUUGGGGCUUUUCCUGAUGGAUUUGUCCAGGGUGAUCCCAAAACGUGUAAUAUGAAUGUCCACCUUCAAAGUAAACUUACAGCAUCACCAGCAAUUUUAGAGAGUGUGACUCUGAGGGCACUUUGCGUCUCAAAGAGAGGCAUGACUAUUGGCAUCAAGUUCAAGGCCAACUUUAACAGGAACUUCAUGUUGUGAUUUCGUGGUUUGGACACCAGUCAGUAUGGAAGUUAUUCGCAUUCUUAGAGAUGACUUAUGAGAAUGCCACUUGAAAAACAUGAUUGAAUUUUUUUUCAAUGUUUUUUAACCCUCUCUUAAUUUAAAACUUAGCAGACUGUUAUUCAGAAAUUUUCUAUUUACUGUUUAUUUUCCUAUUGGUACAUUAAAUUACUCUAGA
Magallana angulata is the source of this 1100-nucleotide messenger RNA. RefSeq lists its product as uncharacterized. The record is from RefSeq and is a predicted model, not a curated record. Lineage: Eukaryota; Metazoa; Mollusca; Bivalvia; Ostreida; Ostreidae. The transcript has 7 exons. Bases 188 to 901 code for a protein of 237 amino acids.